Molecule: messenger RNA, 7467 nt
Organism: Ahaetulla prasina
Lineage: Eukaryota; Metazoa; Chordata; Lepidosauria; Squamata; Colubridae
Gene: ORMDL3
Product: ORMDL sphingolipid biosynthesis regulator 3
Exons: 4
Coding region: 173-634 (153 amino acids)
Biological process (GO): ceramide metabolic process; intracellular sphingolipid homeostasis; negative regulation of ceramide biosynthetic process
Cellular component (GO): endoplasmic reticulum membrane
Source: RefSeq, a predicted model, not a curated record
CUACGAAAGCUCUUGCUCUGUUGUCAGCCCUUAAAAAGCGGAGACUGAGUUGCGGGGGUCUCUCUCUCUGUCUCGGAAGGACCCCCCAGCUCUUCCAGGCGACCUACGUCAGAGGGAAGCGAGGAGGCCUGCCUACUGUAUUGUGCAUUGGAAAGGCUGCUGUGCCAGAAAAAUGAAUGUGGGCACAGCUCACAGCGAAGUGAACCCAAAUACCCGAGUCAUGAACAGCCGCGGCAUCUGGCUCUCCUACAUCUUGGGAAUUGGCCUCCUGCACGUGAUUUUGCUCAGCAUUCCUUUCCUCAGUGUCCCUGUUGUCUGGACUCUAACUAACCUCAUUCACAACAUGUGUAUGUACAUCUUCCUACACACUGUGAAAGGAACGCCGUUUGAGACUCCUGAUCAGGGGAAGGCCCGGCUGCUAACUCACUGGGAACAGAUGGACUAUGGAGUACAGUUCACAGCUUCUCGCAAGUUCUUGACUAUCACACCAAUUAUACUUUAUUUUCUUACCAGUUUCUACACAAAAUAUGACACGAUACAUUUCAUCAUCAACACCAUCUCUUUGAUGAGCGUCUUGAUCCCCAAGUUGCCUCAGCUGCAUGGUGUCCGUAUCUUUGGAAUCAACAAGUACUGAGUUUGUGGGGAGUCUUUUCUCUCCCUUCCCCCUUUUUCUGGUGAACUGUGAUAUACCAGAGUGAGAACCCCACUUUCUUUGCUCUGGCUGCAUCUUCAGGUUAGGAUUGCAGCAGAGUUUUUUUUUUCUCAAUGGGUACCAGCUCUGGGCUUGCAAAGAGACAAGAGGAAGCUGAAACAUAUGAUAAUUAAUCUUGUUAGUGUUUCUUCUCAAUAAUCUGAAAAUAGCAGGCACACACUGCUAUGUAAAAGGUACUCAUCAUUUGUUCUCUGGUAGGAAAGGAUUCUGGUUCAGAAGGAUAAUAAAAGCAUCAUUCGAGGUGAGAUUGAUUUAAGAUGAUAGCAAAUGCACUUUAACAUCAAACUGUCCCAUUGGGGGAGUUUGAAUUGCUCAUUGAAAGGGCUAGGUCAGAAAUAUUAAGCUACAGCCUAUGAAAAGAAUAGUCAGUUUUCUCUCGAUUGUUUAUAAAUACCUUUAAUGAAGUAGAGGCAGGAUUAGGGUGUUAGAAGAGAAGAAGGAAGCAGAGGAAAUACUUGCCACUGGUUUUGCAGUGGGCACUGCGGUUUGAAGCCCAGCUUCCCCACUGGUCUCCUGGCCAGAGAAUUAUUGGGUGAAUGACCAGCCACUUGGAGUACAAAUGACUUACUGUGAAGUUACAUGAGAGUGGAGGUGAAGAAGACAAGGAAUGUGGCUAAACAAACAAACAAAAAAUCAGCCUCAUUUCCAAUAUCUUUCUCUUUGUCAGAAAUCCAACAGUAGUAGUUAGAUUAUUAAGAUCUAUUGUUGAUUACUACUUAUUUAUGACAGUGCUGAAACUCAGAAGCUAGUGCCUCUCAUUACUCAUUGUGAUGUCUAGCAAAGGUGAUGGGUUUGUUUUCUUUGUACCUACCAUCCAUAUGGUGGAACAGAUUUUGCAUAAAUAUAUCAUUAUGUUAAAAUAAAAAUGAUCUUGUGUCUAGCAGCAAUGGCGCAUCUAGCAUGAUAUAGUCUUUACGUUUAAGGACUGCUUGCUGUUACUAUAAGAAAGGAAAAUGGGUUUUUAUUUGGUUAACAUUGUUGUUAACCUAUCUUUUCUUCAAAAAGCUACAAAAGGAAAAGGUCCAUUUAAUAACACAAAUUUCCUCAAACUUCCUACUUUCCAGAUAUAUUUCAUGUCCAUUAUGCUAGUUGGAGUGCUACAUGAGUUGAAUCUUCACCUAUUUAGAGGGCAUAAUUUUGGGAAAAGACACUGCUACCUGGGUGUUUUCCUUCUGCAGGCAUAAGGAAAAGAAAGAAAACACAACACUAGAAGCUUAAUACAUUAAGAUAUGAGACAUCAACUUUAUUUUUUAAAAAACCCUCAGGCUGCACUUGGGCAUUGAAAAUAUUUUAGAGGAUGAAUUUUGAUUAUCAAUAUCUUGGAUAUAUGAAGUUGCUUCUUAUCGUUAAGCAUUCAUCCUGUUAAGAGAAUUAUAAUUUAAUGACCCCCCCACUCCCCUCCAGAUGUGCAUAUAGUUAGUUAGGAGAGGAGACUGCAGUGAAAAUUAACAUGUCUGGAAUGUUUUUUGACAUUAUUUAUUCAAAUUCCUAAAGAUUGGAGCCUGACAACAGCUUCUAUUGUUUUGCUGACUAGCAUACACGUGGAUGCUAGUGGAGCUAAAUAUAAAAAUAAGCAGCAAAUACUUUUUUCAACUGGGUAAUUAAGCUCUUUUAACAAUUCUCAGGAAAUAGCAGCAUAUCUGAAGCAUUUCUUCUGCUUCCAGAGAAUCUAAGUAAAAUAAGUAUUUCUUGUUAACAAAUAUUAAUGUUAAAAUAUUUUGUAAUGAAACAUAUUCCAGAACAUCAAAGGACACCUAAAUGAUAAAGUGGGAAUUAUAUGUACCAUAAUGUAUGAAGCUUCAAAAAUUAUUCUACAUGGAGCUAAAAGAGAAAAAACCGUAAGUUAAGAAUGUGAAAAGACAGUGAACACUUUGGGGUUUUCAUUUUCCUAUUUAUAAUGACAAUAUUUAUAUUAAAGUUGAAGCACUUAGUGCUUGCACCAAUAAGCUAAUCUAAAAUUGAGCCAUAACCCAAUCUAACUGUAUAUCCUUAAGCUUCCUCUCCAGAUAUUAGACCAAUUUUCAAAUACUAAAAGGAAGAUAAUUUCUUCUUGUUUGAUUAAAUGUAAAAAAAAAGUAUGCGUUACAUGGAAAAUUCCUAAUUCUCAAACCUGAUCACAAUGAUCUGGUCCUGGAUAAAGCUGCUCAAAGCCAACCACAGGCUCUGGCAGUCACUUGUCUAGUUAUUAGAGUAGGGAUUGGCAACUUCCUCCAACCCUUGGGGCUAUCAUGCAAGAUGACAUGACAGCUCAAAUGCGCUUCUCAAGUCACAUGAACUAUAGCAGGAUUUCAAGAUUUUGGAGGCUUUUGGGAGGAGAGGAGGGACUCUCUUAGAAUUUCACAGGUACUUUAUUGCUGAUGGUUAAUAAAAUAUAACAAUAUUACCACCGAUACUGACAAUUAUAAAGUGCAAGCACCUAAUGUUAUUCAUUAUGGAAUCAGCUUUAGAGUUAGACGGAAUGUUUCAGUUGUGGCAGGUCCAGCUCAGGAUUUAUUAUCUAAAUGAGUCUUUUUUGAACCCUCAUUUUGGCUAAAUGAGCUGAAGACUAUCCAAAUGCAUUGGUGAGGUUAUUUCACAUGGGAAGACUUACUGAAGCCCAGAGAGGAAGAACGGCUUUUCCUAGUGUAAUUUUUCUCUGAGAGAUGUGGUAUUCACAAUUCAGUACAUCUAGCAAAAUACAGGUAGUCCUUGAUUUACAGCAGUUCAUUUAGUGACUGUUUAAAUGGCACGGAACAAAAAUGACUUAUGACUGUUUCUCACAACUACAACAUUUGCAGCAUCCCCAUGAUCAUGUGGUCAAAAAUCAGAUGCUUGGCAACUAGUUCAUACUUAUGAUAGUUGUAGCAUCCCAGGGUUAUGUGAUUACUUUUUGCAACUUUCUGACGAGAAAAGUCAAUGGGGAAGCCAGAUUGACUUAACAACCAGAUUACUACUUCAGUGAUUCACUUAACAACUGUGUCAAGAAAUGUUGUAAAAUGUUAACUCACUUAACAAAUUCUUACUUAACAACAUAAAUUUUGGGCUCAGUUGUGGUCGUAAGUUGAGAACUACCUGCAGCAAAUAACUCUGGAAGCUGUUCACCCAAAUCCUAGCAUAGUUGAGAUUCUUCACUGCUGUUCAUUGCAGCAGGUCCUAUUUUUAUGCCUGUGUAAGAUUUCCUUCACAUCCUGGUGCCUCCAAAUGGAUUGAGCAUCUCUAAUUUCCAUGAUCCUCCUGCCAGCCUGUCCUUUGGAUUGUAAGUCAGAAAACAUCUGGAGGAACUCAGACUGCAGAAAGCUUGACAAAUACAUCUUCAAAGCAAAGGAGUUUUAAGUAUCCGUAAAAAGAGAACAUAAGAAGAAUUUAGAAGCAUUUGGAAAAAAAAGCAGAAAGAUGAACUUGUAUAUAUUUGCUCCACUUUUUCCCCUAAAAAUUGUUUAUUUAAUGUUUUUCUGUGUGUUUGGGUUCUUUACUUUGCUUAUGUGGGGGCUCUUCAAAUGAACUCAGGUUUGCUUUCUUUUUUCUGUGCUAGUUUUCUUUCCCCUUCUCUGUCUGGAGGGAAAGUUACUGAGAAUUCAAAACUGGAAAGUUGAUUCUUUGCUCCUGCAAAUCAGGGGUGGGUGUGUGUUAAUGCAUUUGAAUAUUGAAUGUGCAGAGUAGUUAACUGUAUGCAAAUAAAAGCUAAGUUUCAAUAGCAUCUUUAAAAAGAGUUUAAGCUUCACACUUGCCUUAAGGAGAAAUCAAAUUAAUUGGAGGAAAAUGUGUUUUCACAUACAGUUCUGAAAAUAAUGAAUUGAUGAAUGCUACCUUUGCUUCAAAGAUUGAAUUACCUUAAGGGCUUUUAUAUUGUACAUUUAUCUGAUACAGUGUCCUCUAGGUGAUUGUUCCUUUUUAUAAUCUUUAUUUCGAGAGCUCAUCUAAAACACAAUGGAAGAGUAUCAGGUAGAAAAAGGCUGUUGUAGCCAAUAUCUCUCUUUCUGAAAAAUGCUCCCAGCGUUCCUAUUUGUCUUAAAAUGUGGAAUUGCCAGUUUGCUCUUGUGGCAAACUUUUUAAAAGCAAAGUGUUAGUUCAGUGAUUAUGUGGCUUCAUGUUUUUUAUGCUGACCAGAUGAAAUUCAUGAAAUGUUGCUAAAAGUUGCUAAGGGAUGCACAAGAUAAUGUUUGCAAAAUUGCUUCAUAAUGUGGUAGAAAAUACAGGAGAGUAUAGCAUCCUCCAUGUCACUUUGUGGAAGAGAUGCUCAUAUCUAAUUUUGUACAAAAAUGACAAUUGGUCAAGAUGGCAUCCAACCCACCCUUCUGUAUAUUCCCAGAUAAAGUAGCUGCUUUGAUCUCAGUGUGUCUUUCAGUUCAUAAAAUGUUCUUGGCACUUCUUACAACUGUAUAGAACAGAAAGAAUUUCUUCACCAGUGUUGGAUGUUCACUGGAAAAAAGACAGCUUUUUCUAUAACAGGUUUUUGGCCCUUCAGAAAUAGAACUACAAUUCUAUAAUUACUACAGUAGAACUUUAAGCAAUCUUCCCCAGAGAUUAAGGGUACUGAUGGGACUAAGGAAUCAACAACACCUAUAAGGGUACUUCCCACAGUGGCUGAAUUCCCAAAAUAUACAAAUGACUCUUUAUCCAUGUUAGCAGUCCUAUACCACACUGUUAAAAUUAAAAGGGUUAUGCUAAUACCUCAGAGUUUUUCUAUUAUUAGGCAUGCGAUAUAUUGUGAAUGCUAUUUUACCACUGGAAUAAUGUAGAUUCCUCUUGCUAUUUAGUAAUAGGUUUCCCCAGUGCAGAAAAGGACAACUAGCCCCGUCUGACUUGCCACCGGACAAGUUGAAGCAGCUAAUUUGCUGUGGGACAAUUGAACAAGGGAUACUUGAGGGACAAGAAGAAUUGCAGAUCACCUCAGCCUUAAAGACUUCUAGCUUGAGAAGGUUCAAAGCUAAAUCAAGAAAAGGGCUGCUGCAAUUCACUUGUCUCUCUCUUGAGUUAUCCUGUGUUGAAUUGUCCAGUAGUGAAUUGGCCCUGUGAUGAGUUGGCAAUGAGGGUUAGUUGUCAUGUAAUGAGUUGGCCGGAAGGAGGCAGCCGCAGUGAUCAUCCUAGACCCUCCUCAGUGUGAGUACGUAAUAGUGUCCUUGGUCAUUAAAGAAAGUAGAUAGGCAUAACUCUGAAUCAGCAAAUUGGAUGCAAAACAAAAUUGUUUUGGCUCUCUCAGAGGGAUUAAGGAUCAAUUUCUCAUCAAUUUUACUCACAUGUCUGUAUGAAGAAUUACUCUGUAUAAUUUGUACUUAACACCCUCAGACAAAUAGAGUUAUAGAAUAAUUGAACCAGACCCUAAGGAAUACAUUAAAUAUACAGCAGAAGAUCCUAAAUAUUGGGACAUAAGAUUGCCUUAACUAUUAUUUGUAUAUAGGGAAAUUCCCCAGGCCUCUUCUGAUUUCAGUCCUUUGACCUUUUAUGUGUUGGAUGACCCAGAGGAAUCUUAGAUACAUAAGAGAAAGCUGGACAAAAAGAAUGGAAGGUUCUAAGAAUAUUGUGGCAUAUACUUUGACCCAUGAUAAGGAGAAUUGGCAAAGGCUCUGGAUGAGACUACAGAGUUCCCAUCCCUGAUUAAAUAAAUUUCAACCAGUGCAUUCAGGCUCAUUGGCUGCUGACUGAGCGCCGAAGAUUUCCCAGUGUCCAUUAACUUAGGAAUGAAAAGAGGCAAGCAUUAGGAUGCACUUCUUCCAUUGCCAUACUAUGUGCAUACUACUACUGUUUCCCUGCUUUAGAUUGCCCACCUAAAGCUAUUGUUUGUUGGAUGGGCCAAAAAUGUUUUGCCACCUAAGACAAAUGACAAGACUGCCUCCAUCCAGAUUCCAUGUAGCAACAGGAUUGGCAUUUGAAUCCUAUGUGGCAAUGAGAAUGAGGAGAUCAUCCUGAUGUCCUGGCAAAUUACGGUACUUCAUGGUGGGCUUCAGGACAAUUCAGGACACAAAUAGCUAUGUUUUCCAAAUGCAUAAGGAAAAUAGAAGGGAUGGAGCUUAGAAGAAUUUCCACUGAUAUCAAACAAAGCUUGACCUAUUGAUUUGGGCAGUCUUGCUAUGCAUUACUGCAUAUAGAAAAGUUCGAAGAACCAUGUAGCACUUCUAGAGAUCUAGAAAUAGAAGUGGGGGGGGGAGACCCAGCUGGAUGCAUUCUCCAGCUUACUUAAUACACUUGCAAUAGUACAGAAGUAUGUUCUCUAGGAGCUAACAGUUUGAUAACUACUCGAUGUGAUGGAAUAUAGGCAUCCUUUUAGAUUUAGACUAUGUACUUCACAAGAGUAUAAUAUAAAACAAUAGAAAAAAAAUCUAUUUUUAAGGUAUGAUUAUAAGCAUUUUAGGAAGGCAAAGGUAGCUGAGGCUAUCACAAAGUGAAAUUUAUGAGAUGUGUAUGGAUUGUUCUUUAAUUAUAGUGAAAUAAUGUAUUGCAUUGAUUUGCCAUUAUCUGUGAAAUACAAUUUUUAGAAUGAGCGUGUGAAUGGUAUUUUAAAUUAGUUUUAUCAGUUUCACAUUGAACAUCUUUGCAAUGAACAUAGAAUUAUAGCUAUAUUGUUUCCCUUCCUUCCUUUCAUCUAUCCUGUCCUAUCCUAUUCCAGCUUAUCCUACCCUACCCUACCCUACCCUACCCUAUCCUAUCCUUUCUAGAUUUGACCUUAAUUUGUUGUGUAGUGAAGAAAUCCUUCAUAUGGAAAACUUUCUAAGACAAAGUAUGAAUAUUAUUUUUAUGAGUCCUUUCUACAGUGUUCUAAGACCAACUAAUAAAACAAA